Molecule: messenger RNA, 4348 nt
Organism: Aricia agestis (brown argus)
Lineage: Eukaryota; Metazoa; Arthropoda; Insecta; Lepidoptera; Lycaenidae
Gene: mtRNApol
Product: DNA-directed RNA polymerase, mitochondrial
Exons: 24
Coding region: 120-4262 (1380 amino acids)
Biological process (GO): mitochondrial transcription
Cellular component (GO): mitochondrial DNA-directed RNA polymerase complex
Molecular function (GO): protein binding; mitochondrial promoter sequence-specific DNA binding; DNA-directed RNA polymerase activity
Source: RefSeq, a predicted model, not a curated record
CCUAUUUUUCUAACACAUUUGCUUGUGAUUUUCACGUGCUUUUAUAAACAAGAAUUUCAGUUUAUAGGUGAUUUAAUUAGACCUUAAAACUGUAAUAAUAUGUAAUGUUGUGAAGAAACAUGCAUCGAAUAAUAUCGGCAAGGAAUUUGUCUCAAAAUAGUGUAAAAUACGGAUUACCAUUGCCUUCAAGUUUUAGCUUUAGAAAUAAAACUACAGUACAACUGAAAUGCCAAUUUUGUCGCAAAGUUCUUCUAGCUUCUCACGUACCAGAGAAGCUUUUAGCGGUACGCCAUCAAUCUACGAGAACGGCUAACGCUGUAAAAUCACAAAAAAAGAAAGCUAGAAACAAAAAUUAUAAGAAAUAUGGGGAACUCUUGGCAGUAAACGACAGUAGCAUGAAAGAAAUGAAGGUGUCCAUCAGCAAGUUCAGUGCUUCUCAACUUUCAAAGCUAGCAUCCAGUUCUGUCUCAUUGGGACAGCUGCAUCAACUGUCAACGACGCCAAAGACUUCCAACAUAGAAGUGGACAAGGAACUACUAAACUCUGUCAGAGAGAAGAUACUUAGGAAAUCACCAGUAGUCACAAAACACGACGAAAAAUGUGCUCUUGUAUUCACAAAUCACAAAAUUGCAACAAUAGAGGAAAAGUUAAAGACCAAACAAAUUAUAGACUCGAUAAAGGAGAGCUACUAUAGCUUUAGGAAGGCAACAUUGUAUGAUCAAAGAUUACAGGAUCUGCAGUAUGCAAUAAACGAAGGUGUAAACCAAGAGUUUGAUCUGAACUCCAAUUUUAAUCCGAAUUUAAGUACAUCCCAUACAACUGCUACGAAAAGUCCUCAUGCAAUAUUUAGGGAGCUAUUCAUAGAUAAUAACAAUUUAGAUAGUUUUGACCAUGAUUUUAUGAACAACCUGUCUAAUUUACAAAUGCAAGGCUUGGUACAUCCAUCCAUUGACUGUGAUGAUCCUGGCAUGCAUGGAGAAAUAGAUGAAGUUAAUCCAUUGCUUGAUGAGAAUUCCAAGGAAUCUGAACUUAAAACACUAAAUAUCAAAAAGGCGAAGCAAGCUAUCAAAGCAAAGAAGAAGAAGAUCCGUGAGAAACGUCGCGUGGUCCAGGAGAAGAGUAUGAAGCAGGACAUGCGCGACCUGGAGAGGCGUGGCAAGCAGGAGGGGCUGGAGCGGUUGCUGGCCUCGCACCUCCACCUGCUGUGCUCCCUGGAUAUGGCUGCUGAGGGCCGACAAGUAUUACAGUAUUACAGACAGAAAAGGUCUAGGGUCCCAGAUCAUCCUAAAAUAGAAGAUGUCAGAAUAUUCAACACUUUAUUACAUGGCUUUGCUUCUAAGGGUCAACUAGAGAGUACAGAAGAGUUGCUGUCCUUUAUGUCAGAGGAUGGCAUACAGCCGAAUGCUCAGAGCUACGCCGCGAUAUUCGAGUGCGUGGAGCGGAGUGAUGUGGAAGACAAGAUAUCAGUAUUAAACAAUUACUACUCAGAGAUGCAGGAAAAGGGCAUAACUCUUAACGACAUUUUCGACAAAAGCAAGUUUCUGUAUGAUCAACGUGAAGUCAUACUCCAAGCCGUCCAACAUAUAGAACCGAAUUUUGAGCCAGUGUACACACUGCCUAUACUCGACUACGACUGUCCCCUACUAGAGAACCUAAAGCUGAGUAAUAAGGAGAACAGAUUGGGUCUAUUGCAUUCUCCUGCACAGGGUCUUAUGACCGUUGAAGACUUGUAUAACAAGGGCAAGGAACAGUUGGAAAUGGAAAUGUCCGGAGAGAUCCAAGUACAGAAUGUGUCGGUCAAGGGUGAGGAGUCGGAAACAGUUAAAGCUUAUAGACAAACACUCAAAGAUACGGAAGAGAGUUGGCGCGACAAAGUUCGUGAGGCGUUCGUGCGGAAUCUCGGCACGCUGCGCUCGCGUAGCAGCGCGUCGCAUACGCCCGUCUCGCUCUAUCCUUACUUGAAGGUGUUGGAGGUGGAGGAGUACGUUGAUCUGAUGCUGAACGAGGUGACCAAGCUGGUGGACGGCAGCGAGUCCUUUAGCCCCACUCUCAAGCUGUUGCAGCGGGAGCUCGGCACGCAGGUCUACCACAAAUACCAAAUGCAGCAAUACAAAACCAAUGGCUACUUGACGAAGCUGGACGCGGUGUACAAACAGUACUGCCGCUGGUACCUCGAGCGUCACCCACUAGAUGACGACGGCACGCCUCUCAACAAUCGGCAGGCGUGGCAGACCAUCGUGCACCGCAACAGCUGGGGCGCCAGCCUGGACGUGGAGGACAAACCGUGGCCGCUGGAGAUGCGACAGAACAUCGGCAAGUUCCUCUACAACAUCAUCAUCAACGACAUCAAAAUCAACGUCAACAUGUUCAAGCCGAAAGCCAAAGAGAAGCUCCUCCCAGCUGUAUACAAAGUCCACCGCCCCUGGGGUCGUCUAGUGCGGCUGGAGUUGAAGCCCCACCCCACUCUGACCCGCCUGGCCGCGGCCGCCGCGCGCCCCGUGCUGCGCCUCCGCGCCGCCCUCGCCCCUACACGCGCGCCCCCCGCGCCCUGGCACUCCGCCACCGCGCCGGGGGCGUAUCUACUGACCGACACGCCCCUCGUCAGAAUGCCGUUCUUCAUCACAAGUGGCACUCGGCGGCUGGAGGAGGCGCCGCCCGCGCAGCUCUACCCCGCCCUCGACAGCCUAAACCAGCUGGGCGAGGUGCCGUGGGUCAUCAACACCAGGGUCCUCGACCUCCAGAUGCAAGUGUUCAGAGCUGGCGGCGACAAGAACCUAGACAUACCGCCGCCGGCGUCGUCGCUUGACGCGUCGUCGUUCGGACCGGCUAGCGAUGCCGCGUCCGCGCACCGCCGCCGCGCCGCCAUGUCGCGCGCCAGAGCGGAGAUGCACUCGCUGUGGUGCGACACCCUGUAUAAACUGUCGCUGGCUAACCAUUACAGAGACGCGACGUUCUGGCUGCCUCACAACAUGGACUUCCGCGGGCGCGUAUACGCAGUCGGCCCGCACGUAUCCGCACUGGGAGCGGACGCGGCGCGCGCGCUGCUUCGCCUGGCGUACACGCGCCCGCUCGGCCCGCGCGGCUUACGCUGGCUGAAGUUACAUGCCAUCAACCUGACUGGCGCUAAGAAGCGUGCAACGUUAGAUGAGCGGUUGGAGUACGCAGACAGUAUAAUGGACCAGAUCCUGGACUCGGCGGACCGGCCGCUGAACGGCGCUGGCUGGUGGCGUGAGUCUGAAGAGCCGUGGCAGACGCUCGCCUGCUGCAUGGAGAUCGCCAACGCUGUGCGCUCGCCUAACCCUGAGGAGUACAUGUGCGGGUUCCCGGUGCACCAGGACGGGUCGUGUAAUGGUCUGCAGCACUACGCGGCGCUGGGCGGAGACGCGGGGGGCGCGGCCGCCGUCAACCUCGCGCCCGCGCCCCGCCCCCAGGACGUGUAUAGCGAGGUCGCCGCGCUGGUAGAGACAAUGCGUGCGCGGGACGCAGCAGCGGGCGUGCCACAGGCGAAAGUGCUCGAAGGCUUCGUGCGGCGAAAGGUCAUCAAGCAGACUGUCAUGACUACUGUCUACGGAGUGACACGGUUUGGAGCUAGACUGCAGAUCGCUAAGCAGCUAAAAGACAUAUCGGAGUUCCCCAAGGAUCAGGUCUGGUCGUGCUCGCAGUACCUGACCGCCAAGACGUUCGACAGCCUGCGCGAGAUGUUCACAUCCACCAAGCUCAUACAGGACUGGUUCACGGAUUGUGCCAAGCUAAUAUCAAGCGUAUGUGGUGAGAGCGUGGAAUGGGUGACGCCGCUCGGUCUGCCGGUCCUGCAGCCGUACUACCGCCGCGCAUCCAACACCCGCACGCCGCUUGAUCUGACGCAACGUCCGUGCACGAUGAAGCAGCGCAACGCGUUCCCGCCCAACUUCAUCCACUCGCUGGACUCGUCGCACAUGAUGCUGACGGCGCUGGCGUGCGCCGCCGCGCCGCGCCCGCUCGCCUUCGUCUCCGUGCACGACUGCUACUGGACGCACCCCGACACCGUCGACGUCAUGAACCGGAUAUGCCGUGAGCAGUUCGUGGCGCUACACUCGCAGCCAAUACUGGAGGACUUGUCCAAAUUUAUGGUUGAAAAAUACAGCUACCCCGAGAGUGAAAUCAUCGAGUACACGACGGGUGUGGCGAACAAGAAACGCGUUAACUCGGUCCUACAGAAGGUUCCAGAGAAGGGUACAUUCGACAUCAAAAGUGUCCUCGACUCGGUGUACUUCUUCAGUUGAAAACGUUGACAAGUAUGUUUGUGUCUGAUUUUUGGUGCUGAUUGUACUUUAUCCCUCUUACUAAUUAAGAUAUUUACGCAGCCUAU